GUGGUCGGGGCGCUCCUGUCAACGCUUGCCUUUUGGUCAUGUACUAUGCGCAUCUGUCAGGCUGGCAAUCAAUGCAGCCUCUUCGCAUAUCCUCUUGUCUGCAUCCUGCCUGCCUGCCUGCCUGCCUCGCAGGGUGCUCAGGCAUGCCGCUCGAGGUGAUAGGUCAACCUCGGCGGACAAGCGUGCCGCAGUUCCCAUGCGGAUAUUGCAAUGCGAGUAUGCCUUGCAACGAGAUGUGUUUGCAAUUGCAGGGGAACUAUCCGGACGAGCCGAAUCUGAAUCUUUCCGGGGCCACCUCUGUGACUUUUCCCGCAGGCCCCGUGUCCUGUUCUCUGCGGCAGUCCGUCAUUAUUAAUCCUCCCGAGACGAGGAUAGCCAGCCAGCCAAUCCCGCCGCGCGACAUCGCUGCUUGUUGCUCCGGCCUACGGAGGUCCUGGCCAGAUGUCACAGGCGCGAAUUGAUCGAAUGCCAUCAACACCAUGACCGCAAAGAGGGGCGGAUGGAGGGGCUGUCAGGGUGCGAUGUGGGCUGCCCCGCCAAACUGCGUCAUUCCAGCAAGGACAAACUAAGUAUACACUCAGCUUAUGAGAGCCCGAACCACCAGAUCGACACGGCUGGCUUGUCAGGGACCGUCAGAGCUCGACAUGGCUAUAGGUGAUGCAGCAGUCAGAACGGCUACUCUAGUGUCUAGUCUACCACAACAGCCACAUAUCGAGGGGUUCGCGCAAGGCGGCAGGGGCAGCUCCGGACAGGCUUAUCGAUUCACAUGUGUCCUGGCAACCUGGGGAUAAUAAAUAAGCUUGUCGGCAAGGUACGUACCGAUCCCCGAGCUAAGCUGCCAGCUGUAACCGUGGAAGUCAAAACUACACAGUACCGCCUAAAAGCCCGCAUGGCAACUUGUCCGGCAGGCAGACAGGCAGGCAGGCAGGCAGACUGGGAUCCACCCCAUCACUGUUGAUUGGUCGGGCUGGGAGUUUCUGAGAUGACCCAAGUCCCAUCGCGUUGCAAUCGUUUCCCUUCGCCUCACGAUACGCACCUGGCAACUUCCCAUCAUUCGGUCCAUCAACCAGCCAAGCGCUCACCAACAAAGCAGCAAACGCUGCGAAGUCUGACAUUCUGAACAUAUCGGUUGUUGGGGAGAGCGGGUAAACCGCGAGCAAAGUCUGUGUGACCCGGACUGGGCUCAUAGGUACGUGACAACGAAAACAAAACAAGCGUUCGUCAAAGGCACAUCAAAUUCAUCAUGUCCUACCCGGGACCCCCAGGUUUCGGAUCUCUACCUCCUCGACCGCCAGCGAGCAAGACCUCCGGCGGAUUCAAGCCGGCAUUCCCUCCCACCACGAGUGCUGCCCCGACCUAUGCUGCAAGCGCACCCUACUCCGGCGCCCCGUCCUACAGUGCCGCCCCCGUCUCAGCACCUCAGUAUGGCGCCGCCGCCUCCACCUACUCCUACCAACAGGCGCCCCCCGUAGGUGCCGGUCGCGGUGGCUACGGGGCAUCUAGCCAGUCUUAUAACUACUCAGCCAGCUAUGCGCAACAACCAGCGUACUACGGCGCGGCGGCUGCUGGAUCCUAUUCCACGCCGCCACAGAUCCGCAACCCUUUCCCACAGCCGGGUGCCGCCGCCUCUGCCGCCCCUACUGCCGCCUCUGCCGCGCAGAACCCGUUCGACCGCAGCGAUCCAAACUAUGACCCCGAGAUGGCUGCGCAGAUUGCGCAGUGGCAAAGCGCUUACCUACCCAAGGAGGGGGCAGAAGCUAAUGCCACCUCUGGGGCCAAGGCGGCGGGAGGCAAACCUGGCACUGCGGCCGGACCAACGUUCAAUGCGGAAAACGCCGCCAAAGCAGCUCAGGAAGGAGCUGCUGCCACUGCGGGCGACAAACAAAAGACGGUCUACCGAGAAGGAGGAGGCAAGAAGUGGGCCGACGACUCGCUCCUGGAGUGGGACCCUAAUCAUCUGCGAAUCUUUGUUGGUAACUUGGCGGGCGAAACGACCGACGACUCCUUGCUGAAGGCCUUUGCGCGGUGGCAGUCAGUGCAGAAGGCCAAGGUAGUGCGGGACAAGCGGACCAACAAGUCCAAGGGUUUCGGAUUCGUCAGCUUCAGCGACCCAGACGAUUUCUUCCAGGCGGCCAAGGAGAUGAAUGGCAAGUACAUUCAGAGCCACCCAGUCGUUGUGCGCAAGAGCACGACCGAGAUUAGGCCCACUGCUGUAAAGAAUGACAAGCGCAAGGGCAAGAACUACAAGAAGGGAGGCAACAAGUCUGGCAGCGGUGCGGGUAACGGUGACGAAGGAUACUCACCACACCUCGGGCCCCAGGCCGGAGGUAUCGUCAAGCCUGGUUCCAAGACCAAGGGCGGCAUGAAAUUCUUGGGUUGAGACUGUACGGGUAUCUACUCUUCAGCACCUACGGCAGGAUACGCGAUGCGGGGCCCGAACCAGCAUCGCUGAAUGGGAGACGUGGAUGAAAUUCGUCGAGAAAGAUUUAUGCUUCGUGAUGGGUAGAGAGGCCGCGCAACGAAAAGAGGCACCCAUCUCGCGUCCGGGCCAGGACAGGGACGGGGCAUGGCUAAUUUGAGAGAUGGGCUCGUUGCGCAAGACUAUCUGCAUCAUUGUUACUGUCAAUGAGACGAUGCUAAAGUAGAAUAGAAGGCCUUUUCGGCGCUAUCAGCAAUCGAUCCGGCCAAUUUGUGCAUGCGACUCCGGGACUACUGGGCAGACUUAUUAUAAGUUAGAUUGGAAGUGGUGGGAUGUUGCCCCUUCACCCCUGAACCCUGGAAAUGGACACCAGAAGGCCUGUUGUUAACCUGCGGCAGACAAGACUCAAGCAGGGCUCAGGACGGCAAGACAUCACUGGCGUAUUCUUGUCCGCAAAGCCCAUGUGCUUGAGCAUGCAAUCUACGUAGAGUUGCUGCCCCGGCUGGCUACCUAGUUAAUAACUCAUCAUCAAUUGCAUCUCCCCCCUGCACUGGCACAGGAGGCGACUGUGUCUCAGGUGCCGCCUGUCCCCCGGUUCAGCU
Molecule: messenger RNA, 3021 nt
Organism: Diaporthe batatas
Lineage: Eukaryota; Fungi; Ascomycota; Sordariomycetes; Diaporthales; Diaporthaceae
Exons: 1
Coding region: 1244-2380 (378 amino acids)
Molecular function (GO): mRNA binding
Source: RefSeq, a predicted model, not a curated record